Molecule: messenger RNA, 5627 nt
Organism: Xenopus tropicalis (tropical clawed frog)
Lineage: Eukaryota; Metazoa; Chordata; Amphibia; Anura; Pipidae
Gene: gprin3
Product: GPRIN family member 3
Exons: 2
Coding region: 394-2571 (725 amino acids)
Source: RefSeq, a predicted model, not a curated record
CGCUUCCCUGUGGAGCUGCUGUGCUGCUGUGCAAAGCUCCUGGAAAAAUAGCCAGAGAUUCUUGUACAUGCAGAGCAUACAAACAGGCAAGCCGUGCUCACUGAUCAGAACAGCUCUCAUCAUUUAUAGGGAACAAGAUAAUACAGGCUGUUCCUCCCAUCCCUGGGCUGAAGAAAUGUGCUAGGAUAUUUGGUCAUCUCUCUGACUAUUGGAUUUACAGUAACACCCUAGUUCUAUAUGAAGAAUUUUCAGACAAGGUCAAUAUCAGCCUUUCCCUUGACCGAUUUGGACUAAAGGUUUGGGAAAUCAGAAUCUUAACUGAAUAUAAAUCCACUUGGGCUUUCAACAUUCAACAGCUCUGCCUGGAACAUCUUGCUAAACGAAGGAAAUUCCAUGGGGACUGUACCAGAUCCUCAGGGGUCUGCCAAAAGUACAUUGGUAACCUCUCCUGUGGAGAAAGAUUGUUCUGCAUCUGAUACACUUCACCAACUUACCCAAGGAGCCUUAGAAAACAAUGGCAGUGUUUUUUCUGUUUCUGAAACUUGCCCUGCUAAUUUAAUUUGCAGUAGCAAUAUGACAAGUGAGCAAGAAAGACAGGAAUCAGGCAGUGGAAUAUCUUCCUUUAGGACUUGUAAUGAAUUAGAAUUAUUGCCUCCAUUAGUACCACAAGCCAUAAAGGACUCUGCUCAGCCUAUCUCCACUAUAAAAAAUACGUAUCUUUCCACAGAUGGGAAUGCAGUAUUGUUAAGUAAAGCACAGUUGUCUUUGUUAGAUGAAAAAACAGCUAAUGAUGAAAAAUCAGUAAAAGAUAACACUUUGGUAGCUCCUUUAGUAUCAGCGGAAGCAGGUAUGCAAGUAAGCAGUGACUUUAAAAACAAACCUUUAGUUGAAAGUGAACCGGAUAAAGGACUUGACAGCUUGCUUCAAAAUAAGGAAGCAGACCCAUCUUUGCCAUCUUUGCCAACCCACAAAACAGAAAGCAUUAACAGUGGCACACAAAACGCUUCUACAAUUAUCGAGUCAGAAGGAGUCAUAACAGCUGAAGGAGAAUCUACAAAAGAUUCUAUAACAUCAAAUGAAUGUCACAAGCUGAGCUUUGAAAAAGAUAAGAUAAAAAAAGAGAAUGAAGAAGUAGAAACUGAUCCACCGUUGCCCAGCAGAUUUAAGGAAAUGGGCACAAUGACUUCAUUUAGUCUGGAAAACUGGACUACUCAAGAUGCUGAGGUUCAGGCUGUUGCAAAUGUUGAGAACAAGUCUGUCUCAACCAGUCCAAGCAUCUUAGCUGCAUUUCUUAAGGCAAAUUCUCCAGCCCUCAAAGAAAGACAAGAACAAGUCUGUAUAAUUUAUCAGGGUAACCCUGGUGCCAGCCAGUUGGAUCGAGCAAACUUUGCUUUGCAGGCGCAGCUUUCACAAAACCAGCUUGCCCCAAAAUUGUGCUUUCAAGCACCAGAUGCACUAAGUUCACAGCCUCUUCAAAUGCAUACUAAAAGUCCACCAGACUUAGCACGACCUACCUUUCAGCACACAGAAAUAGGCAGAAAUUCCCAGAUAUUGUAUAGAAAUGAAAUAGAAGGACAAGGGCUCUGUUUUCGAGAAAUGCCACAGAUGCAAAUGGCAAGCCCUUCUCCUAUUUUAAUGAAUGUGAAACCUGUUUACCAAAUCAACAUAGAGAACAGUGCUCAGCCAAAACCUAGAACAAUGGACAUGUACAGUGAGCCUUCACAUUUUAGAGCUCCUGAAAUCAACAACAAAUCCAGACUUCACCAUUUAAGUGGAGUAGAAAAUAUUCAGUUGCAUAACAUCCGUUUAGAUAAUGAUCAGACAGAUACUCUUAGUAUUCCUGGAGAUGAUAGCACAGACCGAAAACCUUUUCAUUUCAAAAUUACAAAUGAGCAGGGUUCUACACAAGCUAUCAUAACAACAGAUAUAAAAAAGCCAAAGAAGGAGGACAAACCUACUCCUCUUCAUGUGGAAGUGGAAGUAAACACUAUUGGAGCUACUGGAGGUCAAGCAGAUGAAAUACUUGAAGUCUUGGUAAGAAAGGACCAGGAUGACAAUGGACUUGCUGGUAAAAGGUCUAGCAGUUUUAGUUUGCAGACCAGGCCUGCUUCUGACAUGAGUGCAGGACAUCUGACACCACGCCUCAGAAAAGCCAGAGAGGAAAAAAAUGAACCACUUCUGGUCACCUUAUCUACCUCUGAACAGCCUAAGCCACAUGGCAAAAAAGCAACUCCACCAAGUUCAAAUGCUGAAGCAAAAAGUCAAGUGAAACAGACAAAGAGUGUGAAAGAUGUUGUUUGGGAUGAACAGGGUAUGACAUGGGAGGUGUAUGGUGCUUCUAUGGACCCAGAGGCAUUAGGGAUUGCUAUUCAAAAUCAUCUUCAAAGACAAAUCAGAGAACAUGAGAAAAUGAUAAGGGCACAACUAAAGCAAAACCGUAAAUCAAUUUGCUCUGAUUCUUCAGGGAAAAAGCAUAAAAGAAGGCAGCAUAGAGUGUUUCAGUCUAUACUUAAGAACUUUAGACGACCAAACUGCUGUGCCCGUCCUCCCCCUACUUCUGUGUUAGACUGAAUACUUUUAAAAUAACGAAAAACUGAAUUUCAGAUUCUCCUAAAAAUAUACUUUGCAAAAAUAUUUCUGUUUUUUUAAGAAUGUUAUAAGUGAAUUUCAUUUUACAAUUGUAACUAAUUAGGAUGAGUUAAACGUCACCCUAAUUUUGUAAUGCAAUACACAGUUUUAUUUGUUGUCUGUGUUGGAAUUGGGUAUAUAUUCCAUAGCACAUGAAAUAAUAUAAGCUACUGUUUUUCCAUAAACAGCAAUGGGUAGUGGUUUUGUAAAUGAAGACUUUUAUGAUUUUGUAAGUUCUUAUUCAAAAUGAAAUUAAGACACAGAAGUGGAUGUAUUCCCAUAUUUGAAUAAGAUCAAUCCUGCAGUAAAAAAAUGUAUUUAGUAAGAUACAAUGCCAAUAACCCUUAUCACUUGAGCCUUCCUAGUAGUAGAAUAUUAUUAGAAAAUGAUUUAGCAUUGCAUGACAAUUUAUUGUGUAAAAAAGGAAUAUAGCUUACAAAUGUGUUUAAUGUUUCUUCUACAGAGGGAUGUCACUUUAUUCUGCCCUGGAGCAGAAAUAAGCAUUAUCAUAAAACCCUAUUGCAGAUUUUUCUUUUUUGUUCUGGAAAUUGAAUAUUACACUACCACACAUCUCCUACAUGUUAGCUUUGUGCAAUGUGAUUUAAAAAACUCAACAAAAGUGCCAGUAUAUUUCUCUGAAUUCAUUGUCCAAGUCCAAACACCUAGACAUAAGCUCAGUUUGAAGCACAUUAUUAAAUGUGUCAGUAUUAACUAAUGGUUAUUUACCAAGAUAGCCACUUACUUUUAUAUCUAUAGUGGCUGUUAGAAAAUUGCCAUGCUAUUGAGUGUUCUAUUAACUGCCUCAUUUACCCAUCCAUACUUCAUUUGGUGUCAGACAACUCCCCCUAGACCAUUAGGCCAUACUCACUACUGGCUCCUUGUUUGUGGGCAGCCAGAGAUAAUAGGACCUUAGACAAGAAUAUAGUGGGCAUGUACAAAAAUCAGUGCAGUUUUAGAUACUAGAAAACUCAAUAACUUUUGCUUGACCAACAAAAACAUACAAUGCUGAUGUAGCUGCACUGUAUAAUCGCUAACUGUGCAGGGAAAUCUCCAUAAUUUCAAAAAAAUACCUUGGGGUAUGGGAACCAUAGUUAGGAUGAAAAUUGCAAAAAGGAUCAGUAUUGACCUUUUCUAUGUCUACAUGAGGAUUGUACAAACUAGUAACACCAUCACAGAAGUGAGAAAAGCAGAAAAAAUAUAAUCUUUUAUCUUUUUAUACUGCCAUUAAUAAAUAAUGAAAUAUGUGAAGGUAUAGUGGCCCUUUAACCGACUGUGUUGUGGAAGGAGUUCACUGAGCUAUUGUUAGUCUGAAAAUGUGUUACAGUGCCACUGAGUAUGGCUGAAAAGAGUUAUUUAAAAGCAGACAGAAAUUUGAGCACAUCCAAUGACAAACCUAAGGCAUCAAAUAUUCAAAUAAAUAUUGAGUAUAGUGCAAACACAAUAUUCCUUUGGCAAAAAAACCUUACCACAGAUGUAUAAUAGUUAUUUUUAUAUAGAUAUUUAUAUCUAGAAUAAGACUAAAACUCCUGCUUUACUAUUUAGGCAUUGUGCAUUCAAAAUACAAGGUCGCUGUCAUUUUCUACAAAUUCUUUUUACAGCAUUUUAAGUACAAAUUGUGACAAAGCACAUGCGAAAACUAAAAAGAUUUUUACCACUGUUAUAGAAAGAUUAAAAAAAAAGUUAGAAGCACAAACUCAAGGAAACCUGAAAAUCAAACAAUGAGGCAAGACUGGCUUCAUAACAAUCUAUAUAUAUAUAUAUAUAUGUAUAUAGCAUUAGAAAACUAAUACUCCCGUUAGCUAUUUGCACAUGUGGAACCUUGAUCAUCUUUAUAAAUAAAUUACUCUUUUUCUUUUAGGCUGGGAAGAUUACAAUAAUCACCUUAACUGUUGAUCCUUUAAGCAUAACAUCAUGAUGCAAUGCUUGAUAGCAAUUAAAACUGAACUUUUGAAUCCACUUAUGAGAUCUAGUCUAUUUCAGCACAAGAAAAUGCAGUUUUGAGUACAGAAUUAGUGCUAUAUAAGUUAAACAUUAAAUGUAUACAUAUAUACGGAGUGCAAAACAAUAUAUGGAUUAUUUUAUAGAAGACAGACAUCUAUUUGAUCUGGGAUUCUGUCUACUUAUACAAUAUUUAUAGCUAAUAAAUAAAUUCAAACUUUUUUAUUUUUUAGAUUUUAAGUUAUUGUAAAUGAAAAGAUGUAGACAUCAAUAAGUUUUUUUUUCUAUGCUGCAUUCGAUAUUAUCUACUACAAAUAUAUUAAAGGAAGCCAACUGUAAAUAAAAAUGCUUGACAUGCAGAUUGUUUUCCAUUACACUUAUCAGCUGUCAGUAUGUGCUUCCCAUACCCAUCCACAAUACAAUAAUAUUGGCAUCUGUUUUCAAAAUUAAUGUAGGAUAAAGCGUAUUUGAUCUGUGAGUCUCUGUGCGGUUGUUGUCUUUCAAUUAUUGUAGUAUAAAAGCCCUGGAAAUUCUCAUUUCUAAAUUCAAAGUAUUAAAAAAAGAAAAAUGAAAAAAAGAAAUGUAACAUUCACUUUUUUAAGAUAUUACUUUACUUACCACCAUCAGUGUUACCACAAUGUAAUAGCAAAAGGAUAAGGUUAAUCUGGGUUACUGUUUUGUAUAAUCAUGUCUACAUGAAGUACCAAAAUUGAAAAGUUUGCCUUCAUAAUUCUGAAUCCAUGAAAAUAGUGUGUUUAGUAAUGUAAUUAAUGGGUACCUACUUAAACAGAUGUAAUUUACAUGAAAAAAAAGAAUGUCCUUGUGUGUGUCGAGAAUUAUAGAUAGGCGUUCCAGUACAUUACAUGUAGGCAUUAUUUCUGAUUAAAUAAACAUUAUCUGCCACACUUCUCAAACCGCAUACCUUGGCCAUAAUUGCUCAUUUCUGGUUUUAUCAUAGUGGUUUGUAAGCAUUCUGCCAAUACAUCUGGAAAUGACAAAUGCACUUAUGUGUCAAGGAUCUGUAAUAAAUAUGUAUAAUUAUUAAAGCAAUCUACACAUUC